This is a messenger RNA of Dovyalis caffra, 1548 nucleotides long. Lineage: Eukaryota; Viridiplantae; Streptophyta; Magnoliopsida; Malpighiales; Salicaceae. The record is from the annotation of a GenBank genome assembly.
AUGGUGCGGCCCGUAACUGAAUCAAGCUUAUGGAGCAAAAGGGAAAACCAAAUUGCUGUUUCCAUUAUGAAGAAGAGUGCAGUGCAGACGCGAUCGUCGUAUAAUUUGGAUGUGAGCAAAGUAACACAAUUAGUUGAUUGCCGGGCGCUUUCAUGGAUUUGGGAGGAGAAGGUUAAGAGAAGCCGGAAUAAUUCCCUCUGUUCCAGUUGGUGCAUCAGUUCUAAUGAUUACAUCAGUCGAAUUCCUGAUGAUGUUCUCGUUAGCAUUCUGUCUCGACUGACAUUUAGAGAAGCAGCCAGGACCAGUGUCGUCUCUAGAAGAUGGAGAUGCUUGUGGACUUUUUAUCCUGGUCUACUGGACUUUGAUGCUUCAAGAACUGUGUUGGAAAUAAAGCAUAAGUCUACCGAGGAGAGAGAGUCGAUUCUUCCAAUUGAACAGUGUAAAUUUGUGAAUUCAGUGAACCAAGCCUUGAAACAAUAUCAGGGUUUGAGUGUUGAUGAACUCAAGAUUUGUUUCGAUGUGGAUCAGUAUAAACGUGAAAUCGAUAGUUGGAUCCAUUUUGCGAAGGAAAAACAUGUUAAAAGGUUUCGGUUAGAUUUGAGUUGUACAAAAGGACCUUUUGGAGCCUACAGUUUUCCCUUGCAGUCACGCAGCUCUUCCAGCUUUAAUUCUCUGAUUGCUCUGCAUUUGAUAUCUGUGGAGGUGACUGGCAAAGUUAUUGAGCACCUUUUAUCUAAUUCUCCACUUCUUGAAGUGUUACACGUGGAACGUUCAUCAUGCCUGGGCAAUCUGAAAGUUUCUAGUUCAUCUCUGAAGUUAACAUACCUGACUUUAGCUUAUAACCGUGUGGAAAGUGUUGAGAUAUCUGCCAAAAAUCUAGUGUCUUUUAAGUAUCAUGGGAAAAAGACGACCAUUUCUCUUAAGGAUGUUCCUCGACUUAUCGAGGUAUCAGUUGGGGGACCUUAUUGUGAUCAUCUAUUAAAAGAUAAGUUAUUGGAUUUUUCAAGUUAUCUUUCUCAACUGGAGAAGCUUUCAUUGUGCCGAGGGUUUAAGACUUUUGAUGAUUACCUUAACUUUUUGGAAUUUCAGAUAAAUGGGGGCAUUCUGAUGCAGAAUUUUUCUGGGCUAAAUAGUCUCAAGAAAAUGCAGUUGACAUUGGAUGCCUUUGAUGAGGAGGGCCUCCUCUAUUGCCAGUCUUUGAUAGAAGCUUCUCCUUCGUUACAUAGAUUAUCACUGCAGUUGCGACCAAGACCUAAAGCAAUGUUUGGGGAGAUUACAUGGAGGUCUAUUGGUGGCCGAAAACAUCAGUGCCUGAAGGUGGUAAAGAUUGUUGGGUUUAUGGGUCUUCCUUGUAAUCUCGAACUUGCGCUGGACUUGGUCAAGUAUGCUGUGUCUCUUCAAAAAUUGAUAAUUGAUCCACGCAAAUUAUUUUGGUUGGGAGAAGAGUUGAGCCCGAUUGAAGAUGUGAAGGAACUGGAGGCUGCCAGGAGUCAUGCCCGAAAGUUACAAUCAGAAUUACCUUCACAAGUUGAGUUGGAGAUACUUUAA